Molecule: messenger RNA, 1748 nt
Organism: Alnus glutinosa
Lineage: Eukaryota; Viridiplantae; Streptophyta; Magnoliopsida; Fagales; Betulaceae
Product: F-box/kelch-repeat protein At1g22040-like
Exons: 2
Coding region: 187-1608 (473 amino acids)
Molecular function (GO): protein binding
Source: RefSeq, a predicted model, not a curated record
UGUUCUUUUUCUUAAAUUAUAAUUUAUUAUUAGCAUUAGUGGUAGAUUGAUAGAAACGAAGAAAAACAAAGAAACCACGCAAGGGCAAGGCUCCCUUUCUGCCAAAGAAAAGCUCAGCUUCCUUCUUCUUUGUCUCUCAAAAAGUCAAGUUUGAUUUCUUAUUAAAAUCCGAAGACUUUAGACUCUAUGGGGGCUAGACUGAGCCUAAACAACUCCAGGGGUGAGCCCUCUGAGGUUUUACGAAGUGAACUUUGCAAGAGGCAAAGGUUGUCAUCAAGCUUUUGUGAGGAUAAUCCAAGAUUGAUCUCCAGUCUUCCUGAUGAGAUAUCUAUGCAGAUUCUUGCUAGAAUUCCUAGGAUCAACUAUUUAAAUCUCAAGUUGGUGUCUCGGGCCUGGAAGGCUGCCAUUCUGAGUGUUGAACUUUACAAUGUGAGAAAAGAACUUGGAACUACAGAGGAAUGGCUGUAUAUAUUAACAAAGGUUGAAAAUGAUAAGCUUCUAUGGUAUGCUUUGGAUCCUCUAUCCAGAAGAUGGCAGAGGCUGCCACCAAUGCCAAAUUUUGCUUAUGAAGAUGAAUGUAGAAAGGGUAUGAUCCCCCUUCGGAUGUGGCAUAUGGUGGGCUCGAGCAUCAAAAUUGCCGAUGUGAUAAGAGGUUGGCUUGGGAAGAAGGAUACAUUCGAUAGAAUGCGGCUUUGUGGUUGUGCCAUUGGGGCUGUUGAUGGCUGCCUCUAUGUGCUAGGGGGAUUCUCUAGAGCUUCAGCCAUGAAAUGUGUCUGGCGGUAUGAUCCAAUUUUUAAUUGUUGGAGUGAAGCAGCUGAUAUGUCAAUUGGUAGAGCUUAUUGUAAGACAGGCAUCUUAAACAAUAAGCUUUAUGUUGUUGGAGGGGUUACUAAGGGCCCUGGUGGAUUGACCCCUCUUCAAUCUGGUGAAGUUUUUGAUCCGCAUACUGGUAUAUGGUCUAAAAUACCAAGCAUGCCUUUUACAAAAGCUCAGGUGCUACCAACUGCCUUUCUGGCUGAUCUGCUCAAGCCUAUUGCCACUGGUAUGACUUCAUACAGGGGAAGGUUAUUCGUACCUCAGAGUUUAUAUUGCUGGCCAUUUUUUGUCGAUGUUGGAGGGGAAGUUUAUGAUCCCGAGAUGGAUUCAUGGGUUGAAAUGCCUAUCGGAAUGGGUGAGGGUUGGCCUGCAAGGCAAGCGGGAACAAAAUUGAGUGUCACUGUUGACAGUGAGCUGUAUGCACUGGAUCCAUCUAGCUCUCUUGAAAGUGCCAAGAUUAAGGUAUAUGAUUACCAAGAUGAUGCCUGGAAAGUUAUUGCAGGAGACGUUCCUAUCCCUAACUUCUCUGCUUCAGAGUCUCCGUAUCUACUUGCCUGUUUACUUGGGAAACUUCUUGUGAUUACUAAAGAUGCCAAUCACAAUGUUGCAAUCUUGCAAGCUGCUUUGAAGAAUCAUUUAGCUCCCUUCCCAUCAUCUUCAUCAUCAUUGGAUGAUGCUCACCAUGGAAUUUCUGAACCAAUAGCAGAAUCCGAAAGAGAUCUUUGGGAGGUAAUUUCCACUUGCAGUGUUGGGUCGGCUGAACUGGUGAGCUGUCAAACCCUUAAUAUUUAAGGAUUUUGCAACAAAGUUGCUCUUUAUAAAAUGAUUUCAGACAUUAUACUUGAGUUGGUUGAUAUGAUCACUAUUAAAAAUUCAUACCAAAUUCAAAUUAUAUUAGCCAGAAUAUAAGAUACAUAAUGAGGUUGUCUCCA